GAGAGAGAAGAAGAAGAUAUCGCUUCAUCCCUUAUAUUCAUGAUUCAUUCGUACUUCCAUUAAGAUAUCGGGGUUAUUGAGUUGCUCAGCACACUGCCCCUGAAAUGUCUGGGCGUUUGUACGCCAGCAUCCUCCAAAGAGCUUCAAGCUACACACAGACACUUUCUUCCAGUGCCCAACUCCAGUAUUCCCAUCUGGUAGUAUCUCACCCUUUUCAACUGCGACCAGCCCAGCAUUGUCACUUCUCAUCCUGGGGAACCACCAGAACAGACCAGAGGUGCUGCAGGGGUGAGGAGUCAGGAACUCGAUCUCAAAGCGGACGACAUCUCUCAACUCGCCAGGAUCUAGACUUCCAACUCGGCCAAGUUCAGAUCAACAGCAUUCUGCGAUCUAAUGAGCAGUCUGUGAGUGUGCCAGAGUUUGAUGGCAGGGGACUCAGUGCUGUGAGAAAGUUUGAGAGCAACCAACUAGCUGCCAACACUCCUAAUGAGGAUCGUCGUAGUGCAGCCACCUGCCUACAGUCAAAGGGCAUGCUCUUUGGAGUGUUUGACGGACAUGGGGGCUGGGCGUGUGCCCAGGCUGUUAGUGAGCGGUUACUGUACUACACUGCAAUUGCAAUGAUGCCAAAGCAGGGCCUGGAGGAGCUUGAGAUGUGCAUGGAGCAUGGCAGACCUGUUCCUCCCAUCUUGCAGUGGUACAAACACCAUGCAGACUUUAACUAUCGGGACUCUGCUUCACUCUACAUUGACCACCUCAGAGUCUUCUGGCAGGAUUUACUGGACAGUGAGGAACAUGACGAAGGCAUGUGUCCUCCGGAUGCCCUGGACCGUGCUUUUAAACGGCUUGAUGCUGAUAUCUCCUUGGAGGCUCAAGUCCCCCUUUCCAAUGACCUGAUGAAAAGCACAGCCAUCCAGGUUGCGUUUGCCGGUUGCACAGCCUGUGUGGCUCAUAUUGGCACAGAUGGGAUCCAUAUGGCCAAUGCUGGCGACUGCCGAGCGGUGCUGGGGGUGCAGGAGGAGGACGGCUCUUGGAGUGCUCUGCCCCUUUCCAAGGAUCACAACACACUGAACCAGGCUGAGGUGGAGCGGAUCAUAGCCCAGCACCCACCCUCAGAGAGAGACACAGUGAUCACAGACGAGAGACUUCUUGGGGUUUUGAUGCCAUUGCGUGCGUUUGGAGAUGUGAGAUUCAAGUGGAGCCGUGAAUUGCAGCAGAGCAUUUUAAACAGCCUGGAAUCUGGAGUGGACCUCGACUCUCUUAACCUGUAUCACUACACUCUGCCUAACUAUCUUACUCCACCCUACCUUGACGUGGCACCAGAUAUAACGUAUCACAAGCUGAGACCUAAAGACCGCUUUCUGAUCCUCGGCACUGAUGGGUUGUGGGAUGAAUUAAGGAGUGAGGAUGCUGUACGACUUGUUGGAGAGCACCUUAGUGGGAUUCACCUACAGGCUCCAGUAUCACCAUCUGAGAAGCAGCUGAAACUGGGUCAGAUGCAUGAAGUCUUGCAGAAACGCAGAGCCCGUGCCUCUCCUGUUCGAGACACCAAUGCUGCCACACACCUCAUCAGACAUGCUCUUGGCACAGGGGAGUAUGGAGAACUGUGUCAGGAGAGACUGGCGUCUAUGCUCGCUCUGCCAGAGGACCUGGCUCGAAUGUACAGAGACGAUAUCACAGCUACUGUGGUGUAUCUGAACUCUGACCUGGCCAAACCUCACUAUAGCUAACAAAAGCUUAUUCACAACUAGGGAUGCAGCGAUUAAGUGAUUUCACUAUUAACUGCGCUUUAAAACGUCAGAGUUUUGUAACGGUAAAGGCUCAGCUAUUCCAAGUGUUUUUAUUCUCACUCUCAGAAAGGGACAUUAUGCAAUGUUCACUAGACAGUUAUGUGCAUAGUUACAACUGGCAGACUACCUGAUGCACCAGCUUAAAAUACCAUGCUACAACACAUUUAUUUAUGCAAAGUUACAAAUGUUUUCAUGAGAGUGACUAGCUAGUUAGCAGCUAGUUAGCUAAAGGAGACGAGAAGUGUUCUGGCAGUGGCUGAGGGACUCAACAUUGAAGCGUUAUGUUCACCAAAACGCUUUAAAUCAUCAGUGUGCAAGUACUUUGGAUACAUAAAGAAUGGCCAGGGGCUUGUUCAAGAUGACAGUCGAAUUUGUAAAAUUUGCCAAAGAAAAGUCCCUGCUAAAGGAUCCAACAUCUCAAACCCUACACUGCCAUAUUUGUACUAUACUGCUCAAGUGAAGGAAAUACACUAUGUAAUAGCUAACUAAGAAAAUAAUUAUAUUUGUGGCAAGUUACUUAAUAAAACACUGAGUUGGCAGGGACUUAAAUAUAAAUGUGUCACUUUCAAUCAACAAAGUAGUGGUGAGUUAAGAGUUGAGCUUUCAGUAAAGGGUUGAAACGACAGGGAAAUGAUCGAGGCAAUUUUUCUUGAAUCAAAGCUUAAUUUAAUUCAUUUCAUUCGCAUUAUAUAACAUGCUCUGCUUGUGUUUUACAUGGAUGGUUAUUACUGACGCCCAUGCGUCACUCGCUACGUCGCGAUUGACACAGAGAGUUAUAACUGGAAAGUGCUUGCAGCAUCUAGUCGGGGGCGACACGGGGCCAUCGGUUUUCUAUCGCUUAUUUGCACGUCAUGUCUUCUUUUUAUAAUGUCACCGUCUGGAUCAUGAACCUUGUUGUUCUAGUUAGUGAACUAGCAGCUUCAACCUGCUGAGAUCUCACAGUCAGAAGUGGGAGAUGAAGAGAAGAGCAGGGAGGUUGACCUCUGGUCUCUACACUUAAAGCCUGAGGCAGGAGGAGCAGGGGAAUCUAGUGCACUUCAUUUGUACGGUAGCUUAAUGAUGCAAAAAUUCAAAUCAGCCAAACUAAAAGUAUGUAAGUUCAUAUAUUUGUUUCAGAAGGUACUGAAGUGAAAUGCACUAAAUGGGUUUAAUUUUAAUUUUAUAAAGGAAUGCCCAGGAAUAAAACCCAAUUGAAAUUAAUGGCAUGCCAUUUUGGUGAGGGUUCAUUUCUAAACAGUGCAAUGCUCCUUUUCCUGCUUUGUUGCAAUCAUUUACAUCCAUACAUACAUUUUAAAAAAUCACAACAUAAAGAAACAACAUUUCCUCAGGCCGCAUCUAAAAUUUGAUUAAUUAUUAACAUAGAUUAUUUAAAAUGCAUUUAAAAAAGGCAUGGAUAACAGUUUAUAAUAAAAACACUUAAGUUCAUUACCUACAUUAGUUAUAUUUUCCCCUGGGGGAUCAAUACAGUUCAUCUUAAUUUUCUAUUUAUGAUAAUAAUUUUAUUAAGUAUAUUUUAUGUAUUAGAAAUCAACUAAAGUGAUUACUACAACAUCCAAUCAUAGUUCAUUUUUUCAUGGUUUACUUAUUUUUAUUUUUCUUAUUCACUUUUAGCCUAAGACUACCUCUGCUACUGCUGCAGUAUUCAUCUGUAGUAUUGUGAAAUAAAAACAGAUUAUAAUCGCAUCAUCUAAAUCAAUAAUCGUUGCAUCCCUAUUCACAAUGCUGGACAGCAGUUCUGUCCAGAUCAUAGUCAACAUCUCUUCCAGUAGCUGUUUUCUGGAUAUUUUUACAGACAUUUGGUGAUUAUUAAAACCUGUUACAACAAAUUUACACUUAUUUGUAAAUGAAAGGACAGUUUUCAGUAUUGCACUUUGUACCGGCUUUUUUAUUAUUAAUUUCACUUCAUACAGGUCAUAUAUUCAUAAUUGUAGGAUUUAUCAGAUUAUAUGAAGAAGUGGUCUCACUACCAGCAAAAGAGCACAUGGUGCAGUGUAUUCCUGAGCUGCAUGUUAAAAGUGAAAUUCAUGCACAAGUUGCACACAUUCAGUUUGUUCUUUGUCUGCAUUUUUGUUUUCAUUUUUCUUGCAAUAUCACAUUCAUCUGUGGCAUCUUUUUCUGUUUACUUAGCAGAUUAUUUUACUCAUGUACACUGUGAAGUAUUAUUUUAAUGUCAUGUAAAUGUGCUGUCUUUUUUGUGAUCAUAACAUAUUUAAACUGGCACUUCACUCACUGGAAUAAAGAUGCAA
Messenger RNA from Scomber scombrus (Atlantic mackerel), 4033 nucleotides. RefSeq names its product putative pyruvate dehydrogenase phosphatase isoenzyme 2 (gene pdp2). NCBI's taxonomy places the organism in Eukaryota, Metazoa, Chordata, Actinopteri, Scombriformes, Scombridae. Gene Ontology annotation, biological process: protein dephosphorylation. Gene Ontology annotation, molecular function: cation binding; protein serine/threonine phosphatase activity. The transcript has 9 exons. Bases 105 to 1727 code for a protein of 540 amino acids. The record is from RefSeq and is a predicted model, not a curated record.